CUAUAAAAGCAAUUAAAGCAAUUGUUGGUAAUUAUUGUGGUUAUACCAUAAAAAGUAAACAACCUAAGGAACAGCAAGUUUGGGGGUAUUCAUACCAAAUUAACUGCCAACCAUAUAAGAGUAUUGGUUUUGGAGAUAAAGGCACACCAAUGCUUCCGCUAUAUAAACCAAAGACAGCUGAUGAGAUUCAGGAACUCUUUGAUGUAAUAGAUGAUCCUGUUAUCAAAGAGAAGCACUCAAGCUCCAAUUCUCAUACUCGAUUGAAAUAA
This is a messenger RNA of Entrophospora candida, 269 nucleotides long. NCBI's taxonomy places the organism in Eukaryota, Fungi, Glomeromycota, Glomeromycetes, Entrophosporales, Entrophosporaceae. The record is from the annotation of a GenBank genome assembly.